This is a messenger RNA of Cryptomeria japonica (Japanese cedar), 4610 nucleotides long. Its product is annotated as coatomer subunit alpha-1. The coding region runs from base 227 to 3868 and encodes 1213 amino acids. Gene Ontology annotation, biological process: endoplasmic reticulum to Golgi vesicle-mediated transport; intra-Golgi vesicle-mediated transport; retrograde vesicle-mediated transport, Golgi to endoplasmic reticulum. Gene Ontology annotation, cellular component: COPI vesicle coat. The transcript is spliced from 5 exons. NCBI's taxonomy places the organism in Eukaryota, Viridiplantae, Streptophyta, Pinopsida, Cupressales, Cupressaceae. Gene Ontology annotation, molecular function: structural molecule activity; protein binding. The record is from RefSeq and is a predicted model, not a curated record.
ACAUUAAAUUUUCAAAGGAAAUGCUCUUACACUCGUAUACCUAUACUAUAACAGUGUUCUUGUUUCCAUUUUUAAAGAGGUGAUCACUCGUUGCAAUUACGAGAGCAGAGCAAUCACAGGUUUGCAUUAGAGAAUUUUGUAGAGGAUCUAUUCUCAUUUUUUGUAGAAAAGGCAGAUCUUCAUUGUCUCCAGCAGAUCCAAAUAUACAGACCAGUGUGAAUGCAAAAUGUUGACCAAAUUUGAAACCAAGAGCAAUAGGGUAAAGGGGCUAAGCUUUCAUCCCAAAAGGCCAUGGAUCCUUGCUAGUCUUCACAGUGGAGUCAUUCAGUUAUGGGACUAUCGGAUGGGAACUCUGAUAGACAGAUUUGAUGAGCAUGAUGGGCCUGUUCGAGGAGUACAUUUUCACAAAUCACAGCCAUUAUUUGUGUCUGGAGGUGAUGAUUACAAGAUAAAGGUCUGGAACUACAAAAUGCGCCGAUGCCUUUUUACACUACUAGGGCACCUUGACUACAUUCGCACAGUUAAUUUCCAUAAUGAGUAUCCUUGGAUUGUUAGUGCAAGUGAUGAUCAGACGAUAAGGAUCUGGAAUUGGCAAUCUCGAGUUUGCAUAUCUGUUCUUACUGGUCACAAUCAUUAUGUGAUGUGUGCCUCUUUUCAUCUCAAGGAGGAUCUGGUUGUUUCUGCGUCAUUGGAUCAAACUAUUCGUGUAUGGGAUAUAAGUUCUUUAAGGAAAAAAACUGUUUCUCCUGCUGAUGAUAUCUUGAAGCUGACUCAGAUGAACACUGAUCUCUUUGGAGGUGGUGAUGCUGUUGUGAAGUAUGUUCUUGAGGGACAUGAUCGUGGUGUAAACUGGGCCUCAUUUCAUCCUAGCUUACCAUUAAUUGUGUCUGGUGCAGAUGAUCGCCAAGUUAAACUUUGGCGGAUGAAUGAUACAAAGGCUUGGGAAGUUGACACCCUAAGAGGACAUAUAAAUAAUGUGUCUUGUGUGUUGUUCCAUGCACGCCAAGACAUUAUUGUUUCAAAUUCUGAAGAUAAAAGUAUCCGAGUGUGGGAUAUGUCAAAGCGUACAAGUGUCCAAACUUUUCGUAGAGAGCAUGAUCGGUUCUGGAUUCUUUCUGCACAUCCAGAAGUGAAUCUUCUAGCAGCUGGGCAUGACAGUGGGAUGAUUGUCUUCAAAUUGGAAAGAGAGAGGCCUGCCUAUGUUGUCUUUGGGGGCUCACUAUUAUAUUUCAAGGAUCGUUAUCUGCGCACUUAUGAUUUUGCAACUCAAAAAGACAAUCCAUUAAUACCAAUUCGCAGACCUGGUUCCAGUGGCCCAAAUCAAGGGCCAAGAUCUCUGUCAUACAGUCCAACAGAGAAUGCUGUUUUAAUAUGUUCAGAUGUUGACGGUGGUGCAUAUGAACUUUAUGUUGUGCCAAGGGAUAGUCUUGGCAGAAGUGAUACAGUACAGGAGGCAAAGAGAGGAACAGGAGGAUCUGCUGUGUUCAUUGCAAGGAAUAGGUUUGCUGUUCUUGACAAGAGCCAUAAUCAGGUUAACAUAAAGAACUUGAAAAAUGAAGUGACAAAGAAGUGCAAUCUUCCAUUUAGUGCAGAUACAAUUUUCUUUGCAGGGACAGGCAACCUGCUUUGUAGAUCAGAAGAUAGUGUAAUUCUUUUUGAUCUGCAACAGAGAACAAACUUAGGGGAAAUUCAUGUACCAAAUGUCAAGUACAUAGUUUGGUCAAAUGAUAUGGAGAAUGUAGCCUUGCUUAGUAAGCAUGCAAUCAUCAUUGCAAGCAAGAAGUUGUCACAUAGAUGUACUUUACAUGAGACUAUACGUGUUAAGAGUGGGGCUUGGGAUGACAAUGGGAUUUUUAUUUACUCAACUUUGAAUCACAUAAAAUAUUGCUUGCCAAAUGGAGAUAGUGGCAUCAUCAGGACGCUUGAUGUUCCAGUGUACAUAACAAAGGUUUCUGGAAGUUCUCUUUAUUGCCUUGAUAGAGAUGGCAAGAACCGAGUUAUACAGAUAGAUACUAGUGAGUGCGUAUUCAAGUUGGCAUUGAUGAAGAAGAAAUAUGAUGAGGUGAUGAGCAUGAUUAGGAAUUCUCAGCUCUGUGGACAGGCCAUCAUAGCUUACCUGCAACAAAAGGGAUUUCCAGAGGUGGCCCUUCACUUUGUUAGAGAUGAGAGAACCCGAUUCAACUUGGCUGUGGAGAGUGGAAACAUUCAAAUAGCUGUUGCUUCUGCAAAAGAGAUUGAUGAGAAGGAACAUUGGCAUAAGCUAGGGGUUGAAGCCCUUCGGCAGGGUAAUGCUGGUAUCGUAGAGUAUGCAUAUCAAAGGACAAAGAAUUUUGAGCGGCUUUCAUUUUUGUAUCUGAUUACUGGUAAUUUAGAUAAGUUGACGAAGAUGUUAAGGAUUGCUGAAAUAAAAAAUGAUGUAAUGGGCCAGUUUCACAAUGCAUUGUAUUUGGGUGACAUUAAAGAGCGCAUCAAGAUUUUGCAGGAAUCUGGUCAUCUACCACUUGCUUAUGUCACUGCAUCUGUUCAUGGUCUUAUGGAUAUUGCUGACACAAUUGCAGCUGAUUUAGGGGGCAAUCUUCCAACUCUACCUUCAGGAAAGAAAUCAUCACUUCUGAUGCCUCCUGUACCCAUCGUGCGUGGUGGUGAUUGGCCUUUGCUUACGGUUACCAAAGGUAUUUUUGAAGGUGGUUUGGAGAACUCUGCUGCAGCUUAUGAAGAAGAGGAUGAAGGAAAUGUUGCUGAUUGGGGUGACGACAUUGCCAUAGAAAAUACUGAAAGGGAAAAUGGUGAAGUUAUAAUGGCAGAUGACAAAGAAGCUAUAGGAGGAGAGGAUGAAGAUGGGGGAUGGGAAAUGGAGGAAUUGGAACUUCCUCAAGAUGCUGCUACUUCAAAUGUUGGAAUCACUCACAAUACUUUGUUUGUAACCCCAACACAAGGUAUGCCAGUUAGCCAAAUUUGGAUACAAAAAUCUUCUCUUGCUGGAGAGCAUGCAGCUGCAGGCAAUUUUGAUACAGCUUUGCGGUUGCUUAAUCGUCAACUUGGGAUUAAUAAUUUCUCUCCAUUGAAGUCUAUAAUUUUGGAUCUAUAUAUGGGUAGUCAUGUGUUCCUUCCUGCCCUUGCUUCUGCACCUGUAGUGCCAUUAGCAGUAGAGAAAGGUUGGAGUGACACUGGGAGUCCAAAUGUAAGGGGUCCCCCAGCCUUGGUAUACAGUCUUUCUGUAGUUGAGGAGAAACUGAGAGUAGCUUACAGGGCAACGACAGAAGGUAAGUUCAGUGAAGCAUUGAGGCUAUUUGUGAACAUUCUGCACACAAUCCCAGUUAUUGUAGUGGACACAAGAAAGGAAGUUGAUGAUGUGAAAGAAUUGAUUGGAAUUGCCAAAGAAUAUGUUCUUGGUCUUCGAAUGGAGGUCAAGAGAAAAGAAAUCAAAGAUGAUCCUCUCCGGCAACAGGAACUUGCAGCUUAUUUCACUCAUUGCAAACUCCAGAAAGUUCAUUUAAGACUGGCUUUACUAAAUGCAAUGGGCAUAUGUUACAAGGGUGGGAACUAUAGUACAGCGGCAAACAUGGCACGCCGGCUUUUAGAAACUGACCCUCCAACAAAUCAUGCAACAAAAGCUCGUCAAGUCCUUCAGGCCUGUGAGAGGAAUUUGCAAGAUGCAAAGCAACUAAACUAUGAUUUCAGAAAUCCUUUUGUUGUUUGUGGUACAAGUUUUACUCCAAUAUACCAUGGCCAGAAAAGUGUUUCAUGUCCAUAUUGCACAUCACGUUUUGUUCCUAGUAUGUCUGGAAAGCUUUGUACCAUAUGCGAUCUGUCAAUUGUGGGUUCAGAUGCAUCUGGACUACUUUGUUCUGCUACCCAAGCAAGGUGAACUUAACUUUCCACAACCAUGGGUUUGCAUUUGCUUUUCAAUUCUGGUGGAAACAUAUUACAUACAGCUGGUUCCUGGUGAUAUCUACAAGAAGUGCUUCCAUUUGCAUCAAACUUGAUAGUCAUGUAACAUCAUUUAAUAUAUGAUGUUGGGGACAUGCAGAUGACAGCUGGGAAUACAUUUUGACGUUAUAGGAAAGGCAAAAAGCAUACAUGCUAUUUUGUUAGAUGUUUCAGUACUCAGUUAUGAAAGUCUUUUUUUGUUUUUCUUCUAUUGCAAGGUGAAAGCAGACUCUGUAUGAUGGGACCUGAGAGUUCAUAUAUACUUCCAGGUUGGAGAUUCCAUCUAUUUCAUUCACUAUGAUGAAUGUGGGCGAACAACUUCAAUUUUUUUGGUUUAACAUUGUAGUUUAUGGGCAAGGCAACAGUCUGCAAGGCAUUGAAUUGUUAGAUUUGCUUUAAGAUGUAGGCGAACUUAAUUACCAGCUAAUAAGAGCUGCCCAUUGUAGCUCUUCUAUAUUUUUUUAGUGUAUUGUUUAAGCAAGCUAUAUGUGUUUUGGAAGUUGUAUUUCAAAAAUGACAGGAUUGCGAUUGUUUGCUUGUCAUUUUCAUCUGCUAAAUUUUCUAUCCCAAGCUUGGAGUUAUAAAUAUGGCCUUAUCCAUGUUAGAUGCACUUGAUUGCAAGCGGGAAACUACUGCAGAGUUUUUGAUUUAAUAAGGAAAUAAUUGCCACCUUUAUACAA